AUGAAUAUACCUAAUUCACCAUUAUUCGCGCCGCAGCAACUUUCAAAUCAUAAUAGCACACCUACUAAUUCCAGUAAUGACAAAGGAACUACCAUCACAUCUACUCCCACUUCUAAAAACCAUCUAAAUAAAUCUUCAUCUUCGUCAUUAGCGGUGUUAACUCCAACUUUGCCUGAAAAACCAACUGUAUCAACUUCAUCAUUGGCAGUAUACAUUGUUCCGUCAGAACAGAAUCUAUUUGUGCAAGGGUUUGAAGAGCAUGUAUAUUUAUCCAGACCACCAACUAUAUUACGAGGAUCCUUAGUUGUGAAAGUGUUAAAACCAACUAAAAUCAAAUCCAUAAGUUUGACAUUUAAAGGAAUUCAAAGAACAGAUUGGCCCGAAGGUAUACCACCCAAAAAGAACCAAUAUAACGAAAUAAAUGAAGUUAUCACCCACACUUGGCCAUUUUUGCAAGGAAAUAUCAACGACAAGUUACCCCACAAUGGCGCUGAUUAUUUCAUUGAAAAAGACGGAACAACUCACCAGGGUGGUAUUAAUGCUAGUUUUGAAGAUGACAUGUCAUCUGUGAGGUCAAGUACACCACCUCCAUUGGGGCAUCUGGCAACCAGUCCAUCAGCUAAUCUUUCUCCUACCCGGAAAUCACACUAUGACGAACAAUCAAGUAACAAUGCAACUAAUUUCUUCACUCGUAAUUUAUCACCAAGUUUUAUUCGAAGAGGGAAAUCGUCUUCUAUUUCUUCAAUGGCAGAGAUAGGGAAAGCCAGUUCAUUCACUGAUUUGAUGCCAUCCACUUCUUCUCCUAGUCCUGGUGACGGUCAUUCAAACAUUAUUCAUUUUGCCCCUGGCGAUUACAUUUACAACUUUGAACAUCCAUUGCCAGCAUCGAUCCCUGAGUCAUGCAAUGCGACAUUCGGAAGCACAUCAUAUUAUUUAGAAGUGAAUAUUACUCGACCAGGUGCUUUCAAAACCAAUUUAGCUGGCAGAUUACCAAUAAAUAUAAUCAGAACCCUUGCUGAAACAAGUUUGGAAGAAAACGAAUCCAUUGUUAUUACCAGAGAUUGGGAAGAUCAACUUCGAUACGAUAUAGUGAUAGGAGCCAAAUCUGUUGUGUUGGAUCUGUAUUUACCUUUGGCGUUCAGGUUUGUGCCACUUUGGGGGAAAGUAGCUUUACACAGAAUCAGAGUAUACUUGACAGAAAACUUGGAAUAUUAUUGUUCUAAUAAGAAAGUACACCGGAUGGAACCUGCCAAGAAAUACUUGUUGUUAGAACAUAAGGCCAAAAAGGGGAGAUCGUUACUUUCAUCUAAAAACCCCGAGGAUGAAUCAUCCACUGAUAGUUUAAAUGAUUUCGAUGAUGAUAUUUUACCGAAAGAACUAGAAUUUCAAUUAUUCGUACCCACUGAAUUAAACGCAAGAACCAAUAGCCGUCUUCAUCCAGAUACAUCCUAUGAAAAUAUCCAAGCCCAUCAUUGGAUUAAAAUUUGUUUACGUAUCAGUAAACAGGAUCCAGAGAAUCCAGAAAAGAGGAAACAUUACGAAAUCAGCAUUGAUUCCCCGUUACAUGUAUUGAGUCAUUUGUGUUCACACAACAACACAUUAUUACCAGCUUACGAUGACCUAAUUCCGGGGAUGUCAUUGGUUCACAACCAAAGUGAACUCCCACCUCUCUCACCUGGGGUCACACCUGUUGAACAUACAGCAAGACCUCGUAAUGGAAGUGUUGGCAACCAAAUCUUGGGUAUUUUCAACAAUAAUGGCAGUAAUGGAAACAGUCAAUCGCGUAGUAGUAGUGUGCCACCAGAAAAUGAAAACGGUCGUCCACUGACUCCAAUAGAAUUCCAUCAUAUUUCUUCUGGUCUUGAAAGCGCUGGUGCUGUUGAAAGAGAGGCCGAUAUGCAUUUAGAAGCUAAUUUGUACCUGCCCAAAGAAAACGCCAUUACUGCUAUAAAUUCACCACAAGCAUUACCACACCCGGACACGUUCUCAUCACCAGUACUUCUGCUGCCAGUGCAACGACCAAUUCAUUUAAUUCGGAAACCAUCAGUCAACCCACCUCCCUUUGAUGCAGAUGUGCCACCACCACCUGCCACGAUUCCUCCACCAGCAUACGAAGAACGAGAUUCAGGAAGUAGACGUGGUUCUGUUGGUUAUGGGAGAGGGUUAUCUGAUAAUAGUAGUAACAGCAGAUCAUUAAGUUUAUCCCCAUUGAGAAUAGACGAACCUAGUGAGAACGGAAACACCACUUCUACUAGACCUAAUGUUGCUACUAAUGGCUUCCACUCUACCGCUGCAGCUAGUAACACUCCUGUUAGAGAUUUAUUGAUUCAACAAUUGAAUGGUUCUGGAAGCUCCAGUCUUGUUACGCCUACUGAAUUGGUUGAGCCUACAACUAGAAUCGACGACAAUAUUCCAAUUGACAGUUCUAUCCCACAGAUUGAAAUACACAAUGAAAAUAACGUGGAGAUCCAUGGCACCGACGCAAGUACCAUAUCCAAUUCUUCUGCCCGUCGAUCAAGUGUUAAUAGUGAACGUGGCGGCACUAUUAAUGGACACAGCGAGGACAGGGCACUGAAUCAUGAAACUGAAACUGAAACUGAAGAAGAAGAAGAAGAUAUUGCAGAUUAUCCUUCACCCAUACUACCACCUACAGCAAUACAUGGAAUGGCAAAGAUAUCGCGUACCUCAUCAGCCGCGUCAGCUACGUCAGCUGCAUCAGUAAACUCUGCAGAGAUUCCCGUGGAACAAACUAUUCCACUACUUAGUCUUGUUCCGUCGCACAAUUCUCAAGCUAAUAUAGAUUCUUAUAAUAAGGGUCGGAAUGAGUCAACGGGUUCUUUGUUGUAUGAAGUUGCUAAGCCUACCGAAUUUUAUAAUGGGUUAGAGUCUAGUGCUGGUGUCGAUAACGAUUUUUUUAAGGUAAUGAGCAGUAGUUUAAGUAAAUUACGGAAUCCUCGGCUUGCUAAACAUUAUCAAGAUCAACAAAGUUGA
This is a messenger RNA of Candida albicans SC5314, 2991 nucleotides long. RefSeq lists its product as uncharacterized. The record is from RefSeq and is a predicted model, not a curated record. Gene Ontology annotation, biological process: ubiquitin-dependent endocytosis. Bases 1 to 2991 code for a protein of 996 amino acids. Gene Ontology annotation, cellular component: cytosol; cytoplasm. Lineage: Eukaryota; Fungi; Ascomycota; Pichiomycetes; Serinales; Debaryomycetaceae. The transcript has a single exon. Gene Ontology annotation, molecular function: ubiquitin protein ligase binding; protein-macromolecule adaptor activity.